Molecule: messenger RNA, 144 nt
Organism: Pyricularia grisea
Lineage: Eukaryota; Fungi; Ascomycota; Sordariomycetes; Magnaporthales; Pyriculariaceae
Exons: 1
Coding region: 1-144 (47 amino acids)
Source: RefSeq, a predicted model, not a curated record
AUGGACCUUUCCCGGCUUGCCGUGGCUAAUGAAUUCUGCGCGAGUCACUGGUUGCCAGGCCGAUCUUCUUUGGGAAACACUGGAAAGCAGGGUCCCAGAGUGCAGAUAACAGCCACUUGGUGGCACGCCUCUGCUUUCGGAUGA